Molecule: messenger RNA, 914 nt
Organism: Priapulus caudatus
Lineage: Eukaryota; Metazoa; Priapulida; Priapulimorpha; Priapulimorphida; Priapulidae
Product: glutathione S-transferase 1, isoform C-like
Exons: 5
Coding region: 119-865 (248 amino acids)
Biological process (GO): glutathione metabolic process
Molecular function (GO): glutathione transferase activity
Source: RefSeq, a predicted model, not a curated record
GGUCUCGGGUGGAAAGGUUUAGCUGUCGAAUUUUCCAUCGAGGGUAGCCGAUAACAAUUUACAGGAUCACGCUUUCAAUUUGGUUCCGAUUUUAUUGAUAAUCGAUCAGACAUCCGCCAUGUCACGCCCUGUCGACAUAUAUCGGACAGCCAACGUUAGGAAUGGCAUUCAGGGGACGGCGCGUGCCUACAGGUCCCCGGCUAGUUCGCCGUCCGAGAAUGACGUCAUCAAAAUCUAUUAUCAUCCGAUAAGCCCGCCGUCUCGGAACGUCAUGAUGGUUGCUAAGGAGCUUGGAGUGCCUCACGAGCUACGUCACGUGGACUUGUUCAAAGGCGAGCACAAAACGGAGGAGUUUCUUCGCAUCAAUCCCUUUGGAACACUGCCGUCUCUUGUCGACGAGGGUUUCAUCGUGUGUGAAAGUCGCGCCAUAGUCACAUACCUCGCCAACCGUUACGGCAAAGACGACAACCUGUACCCUAAAGACCCACGCCAGCGCACCCGAGUAGACAGCGCCCUGCAGUUUGAUGUCGCUGAUCUAUGGCCGGCCAUAAAAGCAUUACAGAAACCGCAGUUGUUUGGAAAAACACCGGCUGCCGACGCAGAAGAAGCAGUUCUCGCGCAACUGCGGCACGUGGACAGGAUGCUAAGCGAACGCAAGUAUCUUGUUUCCGACCACGUGACCCUCGCCGACAUAUGCGUCUUGAGCAGCGUGACGUUUCUGGAAUGUUUCGGCAACUUUAGCAUCGACCAAUUCGAGAAUGUAUCGUUGUGGGUGGAUCAGUUGAAACGCGAGUUAAGAUGCUACGAUGUCGUGAACGAAGGGUUCGAAUUAUGGAAAGCAGACAAUCGGAAGCGCCAGGAAUAGUGCGAACAUAUUAUAUAUAUAUAUAUAUAUAUAUAUAUAUAUAUAUAUA